AUGCCUGAUCAGGACAAAAAGUUGAAGAGCACAGAAAAAGCAAUAAAAAAAAAAAAGCCUCCUGGGAUCUCUAUGAGGGAUAAUUCUCAUCUAAAAAGGCUUCAGUCUCUCUUCAUUGUUCAGUCAAGGAACCAGCAGCUUCCAGCUAUAUAUAUUGAAAGUGGUCAAACCAGUGUGACAAGAACUUGGCAAAAUGUCAAAAGCAAUGAACAGAAGUCCAAUGGUCAAUGGCAAGAAUCAACAGAAGCUGUUGAGCUUGAAAAAUUUAGUGUGACCUACAAGAAUGAGAGAAAUUUCAGCAAGCAUCCCAAGCAUCAGCUGUUUCAAGAUAUUUUUACAACUUUAGUUAAGGACAAACUUACCUGCAGGCAAUGGGUUAUUCAAGCCCCAUGCAUCCAUUUUCUUAGAUUAUUAGUCUGCCUGAGAUUAUUAAUAAAGGAUCCAUGCUACCAGGAAAUGCUCCACAGUCUGGGUGAAAUUGAAAAUCUAGCUCAGUAUAUGGAAACAGUAGCAAAUCGUUACCUUAAUUACAGAGAAGAGCAGCAUAAUGUGGACAAGUUGGUCAACAUGACAUAUAAGUGCAAUAUUUUCCAAAAGCUUGAUGCUGUUAGAAAUCAAAGAGAAUGAGUUAUAGCAAAUGGAGCACAUAAAACCUUAGUAAAUUUAUUAUUUGCCAGAGACAGUCAUGUGUUUUUUGGUGCCCUCCUUGCUCUGACUAGCUGAGUAGAAUGUCCAGAAUGUAGGGAGGAGAUAAGUGAGAUUGUUGAGAACUUGCUGGUGAUAUUACAGUUCACAGCAGAGUUGCUCUGACCCCUUUGUGCAGAGUCACGAGUCAAAGAGCAAAUGAAAAUGUAUGAAGGAGUUCCAGUCUUGCUCAGUUUGCUCCAUUCUCAUCACAUCAAACUUCUAUGGAGUAUAGUUUGGAUUCUGGUACAGGUUUGUGAAGACCCUGAGACUAGUGUGGAAAUUUGGAUCUGGGGUAGAAUCAAGCAGCUGCAUCAUAUGUUGCAGGAGGAAAGAAGUCUUGUAUCAAACUCUUCAAUUGGAAGUUUAUCUAGUGCAAAUGCAGCAGGAAAAAUCCAGUAUCUUCAUUUGUCGCAUGAGCCAAGUCCGGAUGAGAUACAAGAAAAUAUUUUCUCACUUCAAGCAACUUGUUGUGCUGCAGUUAGACUGGUGCUCAAUGAGACUAAUGCUCACCAGGUUGCACAGGCAAAUGCAAUAUAUACAAUAGCAAAGCUAAUUUUAUCAAACAAAGAAAGGAAUGCUGAAAAAGCCAGUUUAUUACAGUAUUAUGUUUUAAGAGCCCUGAGAUUUCUCUUCAGUAUGGAAAGAAAUUGACAUAUUUUUGAAAGAAUUUUCCCUACUGACUUGUUUGAAAUCCUCAUUGAUAUUGGACAUUAUGUGUAUGAUAUCAGAGCUUAUGAAGGGUUGGUAUUAAAGCUGAAUUCAUUAAAGGAGGAUAUAUUGAAGCAAAUCACUGAAAGUAUUGAGAACAUGAAUAAGGCACCCACAAAACAUGUAGGAGAUUAUGCAAUUUUAGAGCACAUUGGCAGUGGAGUUUUUGGAAGUGUAUAUAAGUGUACAAUUGAAAUGCUAAAUAGGGAGAAAGGCUAUGAUGACAGAUUGUAUAUAGUGAUAGAGCUCAUGGAGGGGGUGCCAUUGGGAGAAUACUUUCACUCUUUGAAGGAAAAGCAACAACAGUUUACAGAUGACAGAAUAUGGCAUAUCUUUGAGCUCUUUCUUUUUGUUUUUAAGCUUUGUCUAGCUCUUCGUUAUUUGCAUAAAGACAAGAGGAUUGUUCAUUGAGAUCUCACUCCACAGAAUGUCAUGUUGGGGGAUAAAUGCAAAGUUACACUUACUAGUAGAACUUUGUGUGUUGUUGCAAAUGUAAACAGACAUUUACAAUCUGAUCCUAGCCGAGCUGUAGUAGGGACUAUGUAUGAACCUGUGCCAGAAGGACUGUACUCUGAAAAAGUCUCAUUUACCAUUAAGAGAGAAAAUUGCUCUAUUAUUUUCCCAGAGACUGACGUGAAGCUAACAGGCUAUGAGCUGGAGAAGAAACUGGAUUGGGAGAGGAGAUGAAUCCAGUAGUACUUCAUGGAGGCUAACUGAAAUACAGUAACUUAUUGCCAUCAAUAUUCCAUUUUAUCACAAAAAAAUGAUAAGUUGAGUCUGCAUUUUAGCAGCAGUGGACCAGCCAGUUGCAAAAGUGAAUUUUCAGAAAAUACUGACCUUCCAGUUGACAGUUGUCAGUCUGCACAUGGAAAAGGUGAGGAAAGAACAUAUGAAACAAUCCUGGUAGAGGAUUACAGGACUAUGGAGAAAGGUGGGUUAAAAUCUUUGUUUUCCUUUGUAUAUGCAGGUAUUUCUCUGAAUGACAAUGAGGUAGACAUAGUGGACAAUUAAAGCAGCUCCAGUUUGAGUAAUUUGGAAGAGCCUGCUAUUGGUAUAAUUAAACAAAGUUUUAGUGCUUCUGAAAGACAGCCUCAGAUAAGGGAUUAUGUUGAUGGUUCUGGAUCAAGACUGUGAUCAGCGGUGGCAGGAAUUGCUGUAUCACAAAGGAAGGUGCAUGAGAUCAGUGACCCUGUUCAGCAGGUUCUUGUUCAGCUGCACAAAAUUAUCUUCAGCACUCAUCUUCCUCCACUUGCAUGCAACUUGAAAAGCAAAAUCAUUGAGAGAUUCAAGAAGUCCCUCUUCAGCCAGCAGAACAAUCCUUGUAAACUGAAAUCAGAAAUCAAAAAGGUGUGCAGACUGGCAGGUGGACAUAUAUUGCUUCCAGAUGAUAAAAAAGGCAUUCUUGGCACUUCUGGCAUGGCAGAAGGGAUGACAUAUGAGCAGUUGCAGACUCUAAUUGAAGAGGUUCUCGAGGAAAGUGGUUAUUACAGUUUCUCUUCUUACAGAACAUACCGAACUGGGCAAUAGAUGACAGUACACAGCUCCAACACUCCUGGAAUCUAAAGCAGAUCUUUG
Molecule: messenger RNA, 2970 nt
Organism: Pyrgilauda ruficollis (rufous-necked snowfinch)
Lineage: Eukaryota; Metazoa; Chordata; Aves; Passeriformes; Passeridae
Gene: NEK10
Product: NIMA related kinase 10
Biological process (GO): protein phosphorylation
Molecular function (GO): protein kinase activity; ATP binding
Source: RefSeq, a predicted model, not a curated record